Messenger RNA from Panonychus citri (citrus red mite), 1227 nucleotides. Its product is annotated as sex-determining region Y protein-like. Gene Ontology annotation, biological process: cell differentiation; regulation of DNA-templated transcription; anatomical structure morphogenesis. Lineage: Eukaryota; Metazoa; Arthropoda; Arachnida; Trombidiformes; Tetranychidae. The transcript is spliced from 3 exons. Bases 335 to 970 code for a protein of 211 amino acids. Gene Ontology annotation, molecular function: RNA polymerase II cis-regulatory region sequence-specific DNA binding; DNA-binding transcription factor activity, RNA polymerase II-specific. The record is from RefSeq and is a predicted model, not a curated record.
GCAACAAUAUGAAGAUGGUUUAACAAACAUAUUUGUCCGUUGGUGGGAUGGUUUUAAUUAUAAUCAGUUAAUUAACUUGUCAACAAAAAAGGGUUGAUACUUACACUUUACAUUCAACUGGUGGUACCUUUGGUUUUCUGCCGAUUUCAUCAUUUGUUUUUGCUUAAUUAACUUUAAUCUUUCGUGACAAUACAAACACUAAGUGUUUUCAUCAUUCAAAUUUCCAUUUUCUCUUGUGUUUCAUCAUUUCGCUUAGUUGAUUAAUUUAGAAUUUUUUUUCUGUCAUCUUAUUCUCAGUGUUUUCUUUUGGUUCUCUUGAUCUUGUUACUUAACCAUGAAGGAACUUGAAGAACGACGGAUUCCCCGACCUCCAAAUGCUUUCAUGUUAUAUGGUAAAAAAAAUCGAAGGCAAAUCGCUCAAGAUAAUCCAAAUUUAACCAACAAACAGAUAAGUAAAAUAUUGGGUGAUAAUUGGCGAAAAAUGGGCGCAGAUGAUAAAGAAGUUUAUCACCAAUUAGCCAACGAAGCUCAUGCAGAUCACAUGAAAAAAUAUCCAGGUUAUUAUUACAGUCCAUUGGAAGCUCGUCAACGUAAAGCUGAAAGAAAGCGUAAAUAUUUACAACGAAUGACCAUUAGAAGAGCCAAUACUGACCAGAAUGAAAAUGGACUUCCAAAUGAUUCAAGUUCACCACAAUUUAUCUCGGAAAAUUGUAACAUUGUACCAACAUGUUCAACCUCCAAUCCAAUUGAUUCGUUGACCAUUGAUGAUCACAAUAGUAGAUUUGGUGAUCACUGUUAUGCUUUCAUUGAACCCGAUCAACCUUCAAUCCAUCAGCAUCAUUCUGACCUUCUACCUCUUGACCAGUCCCAAUUUCAACAACACCCACAACAACAACACUGGAUGGAAGUGAGUCCCUUUUACCCGUACUUGCUUUCGCUUCCAAAUGAUUAUCCAAUUUCUUAUUAUUAAUCAAUCCCGAUGAUGAACCAUUAUUAUUAUGAUUAGAAACCGUUAACUUGGACAAUUUAUCCUUAUUAUUAUUAUUAUUAUUACUAUUAGAACCAUUAUUAUUAUUAUCGUUAUUAUUAUCAGGCACCUUUGGUAUUAAAGUUGUUCGUAUAUUAUUUGCUGAACCACUUUUCGACACCGAUGCAGUUACCAAUAGAUCAGCACUUGGGACGGAAUUUUUCAAAGUUCCGGUUUUCUGUACAGUUUUCUUAUUACCU